This is a messenger RNA of Mugil cephalus (flathead mullet), 5915 nucleotides long. RefSeq names its product solute carrier family 35 member D3. Gene Ontology annotation, molecular function: antiporter activity. Gene Ontology annotation, cellular component: Golgi apparatus. The record is from RefSeq and is a predicted model, not a curated record. Lineage: Eukaryota; Metazoa; Chordata; Actinopteri; Mugiliformes; Mugilidae.
CUCCUCUACUCUACCUGCACAUCUGCUGCUGGAGGACUCACUUCUUCUUCUUCCUUUUCUCUGAGGAUGUUUUUUCUUUUCUCUUCCAGGAACAGAAACCCAAAGAAAACUGGUCAGAAAUAAAAAAGAAUGAGUGAGUGGAAACUAAAAGCCGGAGCUCAGAGAGUUGGUGAAUGUUUGACUAAAUGAGCCGCAGUUUAAACUCAGGAGGCAACAGCAGAGUCAGCAGAUCUCCUCCUCCUCCUCCUCCUCCUCCUCCUCCUCUCUUUACACAUCCACUGUUUUAUUUAUUUAAUUACUAUUAUUUCUCUGAACUAAAGCGUCCUGGAUGCGGGCUCCUUCUCCUCCUCUGACGCCGCUAACUCGGAACUUCUCCAGCCUCUCGUCCGUCCAGCAGCGGUGCGUCGUGGCUGUGCGUAAAGAGCAAACCCUCCCCUUCGUCCCGGGAGCGACACCUCUCCAAAGCCUCCAGUGAGGAGAAAAGGAGAAACUACUACUUUGUGUGUCCGUAGAUUUUAAGAAAGCUAAGCAGCAGCAUGGACGUAUUCAAGACCCGGCUGUUGGGGAUUUCCGUGGCCGUGGCGCACGGCGUCUUCUCCGGAUCCCUGAACAUCUUACUCAAGUUCCUCAUCAGUAAUUAUCACUUCGGCUUCCUGACGCUCAUCCAGUUCCUGACCAGCAGCACCGCGGCGCUCACCCUGGAGACCCUGAGACGUCUGGGGAGGAUCAACAUCCCGCCCUUCAGCCUGCAGCUCUCCAAGGAGUUUGCGUCGGUGUGCGUCCUCUCCACGCUGCAGUCCACCCUGACCCUGUGGUCCCUGCGUGGCCUCAGCCUCCCCAUGUACGUGGUGUUCAAGCGCUGCCUCCCGCUCUUCACCCUCAGCAUCGGCGUGUGCGUCCUGAGGAACGGCGUGCCGUUCGGCGUGGUGACCGCCGUCAUCAUCACCACCGGAGGAGCAGCGCUGGCUGGUGCUGGCGACCUCACAGGAGACCCCUUCGGUUACAUCACCGGCGUCUUGGCGGUGAUCAUCCACGCCUCCUACCUGGUUCUGAUCCAGAAAACUAGUCUGGACAGCGAGUACGGACCACUCACUGCUCAGUACGCCAUCGCCAUCAUGGCCUCACCGGUGCUGCUGGUGUGCUCCCUCAUCUCCAUGGACGCCAUCCACAUGUGGUCCUACGAGGGCUGGAAGGACCCGCACAUCACCGUCAUCUUCGUCCUCUGCAUCUUCAUCGGCUGCGCCAUGAACUUCACCACGCUGCACUGCACCUACAUCAACUCGGCCGUCACCACCAGCUUCGUGGGCGUGGUCAAGAGCAUCGCCACCAUCACCGUCGGCAUGCUGGCGUUCAGCGACGUCGCCCCCACCGGGCUGUUCAUCGGCGGCGUGGUGGUGAACACCAUCGGCUCCAUCACCUACUGCGUGGUCAAAUACUAUGAGACCAAGAAGAAGAGCGCGUACGAGGAUCUGGAGGAGGCGGGGAAGGACGGCACGCUGCCUGGCGAGCCUUAUCAGGAGAAACCACCUGUGAACGGCACCGGGCCCGCCCCCGAUCCAGAAUCCGAUCUGGGACACGUGGACACGGAGGGUUUGGUGCAGGACGAGGCGGAGGCUCAUGCUCCUAACGGGGAGUUGUGGACAGGAGACGGUGGACAAGGAGACGGAGAAGGAGGCGUGAAUUCUCGCGUCAUGACGGAAAAAGAGGCGCUGGAGAUGCAGAGGGAGCACCUCCACAAGGAGAGCGCCCCCUCUGGUCAGUCGAUAAGUGACAGCUACGUAGGGGUGUGGAGGUCCAUCAGACACCUGCAGUUCAUGAAGAAAGACCCUUUGAUCGACAACAUGGAGCAGCAGAGUCCCUGAGAACCGGACAGAGACCUGAACAGACUCCACGACUGGAAAUAAAUUGACAGGAUUUAAAAAACAAGAAGAAGAAAAUAAAAGACUGAACCUCCGUGUCCACCAGGAACCUCUUUUAUCAGCAGUGCCUGACAAAUGCUCGUCAGUCACGUUAGCUGCUGUUGCUGCGAUACCUCAGCUCAGUUUCAUCACCCAGGACAGAAGAAGAGGUUCCCGGUGGAGAAAAGUGGAUGAAGAGUUUGGGGAGCAGCAGCCCGUCGGUGAUAAAACCUUUGAUGAGGAGGAGGCAGCGAGGAUCAGGGGGGUCGCAGCGUAGCAUGAUUUAGCCAGCUAGCCGAACACAAGCAGGCCUCAUAAAAAAAAAAAUUAAAAAAAAAGAGUGCAUCUUGUCCAAACCGGAAUAUCACAAGCAGUCAGGGAACAGCAACUGAAAGUUUCCAUUUUGUGGAUGAAUAAUUGUUUGUAAGUGGCCGUGGAAGUCUAACUGAGUUUGUUUGUCCUUAUUGUCACAAACAGAACUUUAUCAGCUCCCGUUUGGAUGGAAAAGAGUCUGGAGAUAACAGUGUCAUUUUCUGCUCAUUUCCCGUUUUUAGUUCUACCACUGCAGCGAUCAGUGUUUGGGUGUCACUACAGUUUAAUCCAGGAUCGUAGGAACAAAACUGAGAUUUGUCGAGUCAGAUUAAAAAAAAGACAGUGCACCUUUUACCAAAACUAAUUAGCCAAUCAAUUUAAUUGGCAUUUGUUUUCAAAAAGCUCCUUGUCUCAUCUCAUCUUCUACUACCAGUGGGGCGGACAGGUCUCCAGUCUAACGCAACACACACACACACUCACACCUAGAGUCACCAAUCAGCCUAACGAGCGUCUUUGGAGGUGGAAGGAAUCUGGAGCUGGAGGCCCAAUCUGGACUCGGCUCUGAACCUUCACGCUGGGAGGCAUCGGUGCUAACCGCUAAAGCCGCCGCGCUGCCUCUAAGCUCAUUGUGUUAAAUGUAAAAAUAUCAGAUUAGUUAACUGAAGUAAAUCGUUACGGUAGGACUGUCCUAUCACCAAUCACACCUCUGUUCUGGAGAGAAAAGUUGGAUUGUGAGUGGGAUGUUGUAAGACAGUGUUGCCUGAUGGUAAUUGACAAAUUAUCGUACCAGAAACUUAAAAUUAUUGUAUUUUUAGGAAAAUUAUCGUACACAGCCGAUUUGACUUUGCGCAGUAAAACUUCACCACAGACACAUAUAGUACAGCUUAUAAUGCAGUUUUACCUUUAAAUAAACCAACAGCCGUGUGUUGGUGUGAUACCUACCACACCGUCCUUCUGAUGAAGACUCGUCCUCUGCUGUUCGUUCAGCUGGGAACUGUUUCUCAAGCCUCAUUCAGCAACCUUCACAUGCCCUCCGUACAACAGCUCCUCACACCUAAUCCCUGGGAACCAGCCUAGCUUAGCAUCAAGACUGGAAGCAGAAAAACAACCAAACCUACCAACACCUCUAUGAUCAGCAUUAACUAAAUCAAAUGUAAAAGAAAUCAUUAUCAUUGUCAACCUGCUGAUAUCUACAGGGGUUAAAUCUACACAUGCAACACAUUUAGUCAAAUCUGCACCCAGAGGUUGGCUUCCUGAGCUACGUCCAUCGCCGUCCUCCGACCUCCAGGCGACUCGCUGGCAUCUUUCUAAUGAGAUCAGCUGAAAUCAGGCUGUGUGAGGGACGUGUGGGCUGGUGAGACGACCAGAUGUCUGGAGGAAUUAUUCACAUCAGCCCAUUGGAGUCAAGUCUCCUCCUCUCACAUGUGGGCUGACCCGUCACAGGGCGGACGUUUUAAAUGAGAGCUCUGUGCUAACGACCACAUCUGGCCCACUCAGUCUGACAGCAGAUGUAGAAGUCUGGGUCAGUUUUCAGAAUCUUUUAUCGUCAUCGCUGAUAUUUCAGGAAAAUGUGUCAAGAUUGUUCCAGCAAAAAACGAACAACAUGUCAACUUUAACCGACUCUUUGAGGCUUUUAAACAGGCAGUUGGUUUAUUUGGAUUCCCCAACAUCAGUCACAUGUUUGAGAGCAAGGAGGGGAUAAGCUUAGCUUAGCUUAGCUUAGCAUGAAGACUUGAGACUGGGGGAGACAGAUCACCCACCAGUUAAAGAUAGAAAAUACAUCUACCAACACUUCUCUGAGACUUGGAAACAUCCUGAGGAAAAAUCUGCUCCAGUAUGUUUCAUAAGAACAAGCUGACACAACUGGACAUGUCGGGUUUCUUUUAGAACUGAAGAAUCAGAUGAAACAUCCUCAAGAAACACAACAAGUCCAAGUGUCCUUGUUUCAUCUUGUAUUGUUGGAUGAACUCCAGACUCCAGACUUUUAUCAGUUUGUUACUGUCUGUUCCAAUUCAAAGAAGCAUCUGACCACGUAGAGCCCAAACACCCAGAUGUGUUCUUACCCAUUUUAUAUGCGAUAUUUUGUCAGGUGUCCCACAAUGCAACUGGAAGGCGUCAUCAAAUACCAGUGUUACCAGACGAGGAAUGACGAAUUAACGUGUUUAAGCUUCAGAUGAUCCUAUUUUGAGAAAAAUGAUCAUACGUACCUGAUUUGACGUUGCUCAGUAAAACAUCACCACAGACCACAUAGUGGAGCAGUUUUACCUUCACUAAUAGUCAUGUACUGAAGGGUUCAAAUUAUCGUGCAUUAUGGGAUUUUUGGAAUUAUUGAUCAUACAGAUGGUUCAUUUUUAGUUUUCUAAUUCAGAUUAAAGGAAAUAAAAAUCAAAUAAUAACAUCCUCCUUUUCAGUUUAAACUUCUGAAUAAAAAACAGGUUUCUCUUUUCAUUUUUUUAUUUUGUUGUUGGAUUUAACAAUAAAACUGUUAAAACUGUUAAAGUUUCUUUUUGGUUUUGGAAGUGAAUUGUUGAAAAAAACAAAAGAAAGAAAAAUGAGUAGUAGUAGUAGUCCCAUCCAUGAUGACCAGUGGUCCAGGAAGUAGUCUCAUCCAUGGUGACACCCAAAUUGUGAAAGUAUUUAAGUCUUGCACAAAGUAAAAAACCCACCUACAUGGAUAAACUGCCCCACAGCCCCAGUUCCAGAUCACUUCAUAGAUCCACAGGGAAAGUAUUUUAUCCAACGACUCACAAGAUAAGAAAAAGCAUAAAUGAACAAGACAUAGAUGUAAGAAUGAAAUUUACAAAAAAUAUGCAGUAAAUAAAACUUUUCUCCAGCUUUAAUUACAUUCCUGAAUCCUCUCUCCAGCCUCUUUUCUCCGUUUAACUCCAACAAACAGGGAGCAUUUAUCUUCUUGUCCUCGGGCGUCUUCGUGAAUCGUUCAGGGAGAAUAAAGCUGUCAACCUGAUAUUGAUUGAUAUUGAUUUUUCUUCUCACACUCCACAAACUUCAUUUAACGGUACAUGAGAUGAGCUGUCCCCUGGAGCUGCAGUGAUGGUGGGGGUGGGGUGGGGGGGUCCCGUCCAUGACUAACACUUGAAGAAAGGAUAAAGGAUAAAUGUAGUUGUUAGAGCAUGACGCGUGUUUUCAGGGUGGUGAUGAGUCGCUGGUGAACUGGUGAUGUGACGUCUGACUGGUCCUGACGUUCAUUUCUAAAAAGCUGCAGGUGCAUGAAUGUAUUUGAAAUGUUUGUUGUUUUUUUUGUUUCCUGCUUAUAUUCAAAUCUAAAGAAUCACUGUGAAAACCUUGAAGGCCUGGAUGCUGACCAGAGCAGAACAUUCAGACCGGGUUUGUUCAGGAAAUAUGAGGCAGCUCACAUUAAAUCACUCUCUUUAACUCACUGUCCUGCGUUUCUUCUGCAUAUUUACAGAACGUUGACAUUGUAUUAGAGUCUGAUGAGUUCAUCAUGUCACGUCAGUCACAGCGUUUGUUAAAUAUACCAAAAUAAUAAUGAUUCAAAAACCUAGAAAUUCAGAUUUUCUUCCCCAUUUCCUGUUGAUUUCUUAGAAAAAGGUGUAAUUUGACAUUAAUUAUACAGCAAACUCUUUCAGUUUGUGCUACCAUGGCCUCUUUCUUUCUUUGAUUCCUUUUUCUUUCUUUUGAGUCUUUUAUUUAAAAGGUAAUAAACUAAUAAAGAUAAUAAAGAUU